Molecule: messenger RNA, 944 nt
Organism: Melanotaenia boesemani (Boeseman's rainbowfish)
Lineage: Eukaryota; Metazoa; Chordata; Actinopteri; Atheriniformes; Melanotaeniidae
Gene: snrpc
Product: small nuclear ribonucleoprotein polypeptide C
Exons: 6
Coding region: 88-534 (148 amino acids)
Biological process (GO): spliceosomal snRNP assembly; mRNA 5'-splice site recognition; mRNA splicing, via spliceosome
Cellular component (GO): U1 snRNP; nucleus
Molecular function (GO): zinc ion binding; pre-mRNA 5'-splice site binding
Source: RefSeq, a predicted model, not a curated record
GAACUGUUGGAGAUGAGACCCAAUUUCUGACCGAGAUAUUUAUAGGGUGCACCGGAACAGCGUUCUCGACCGAGGUAGCUUCGAAACAUGCCCAAGUUUUACUGUGACUACUGCGAUACGUACCUUACACAUGAUUCACCAUCAGUGAGGAAGACGCACUGUAGCGGGCGAAAACACAAAGAAAAUGUGAAGGAUUACUACCAGAAAUGGAUGGAGGAGCAGGCGCAGAGCCUGAUUGAUAAAACAACUGCUGCAUUUCAGCAGGGAAAGAUUCCUCCCACACCAUUCCCAGGUGGCCCUCCCCCAGCUGGUCCUCCUCGACCUGGCAUGCUACCAACGCCCCCAAUGGGAGGUCCCCCUAUGAUGCCAAUGAUGGGGCCUCCACCACAUGGGAUGAUGCCUGGUGGGCCUGGAGGUAUGAGGCCGCCAAUGGGAGGACCCAUGCAGAUGAUGCCAGGACCGCCACACAUGAUGCGUCAUCCUCGUCCGAUGAUGAUGCCCGUCAGGCCGGGCAUGGCACGUCCAGACAGAUAGGGCCGAGGAGGCUGUGCGUGUUCUUUGUUGCCAUGAACAAACACUGUCAAGUUGAGCUGCGUUUGGAUUUUCAAUGUGACUUUUUAGCAUGUUUUUGACCUUGAAAACAAUUCCUUGGUGAUAAUUAUGUUAUUUCCAGAAAGAACAUUUUAUUUUCUGGUAUUUAUUACUUUUCAUUUAAAAUAAUUUCAGACCCUCAUAAAAUUUUCUUCUUUUUAUUAAGCAGCGUCCUCAAUUUUUAGUGUCAAGGUUGGAGUACGUCUUCUGCCUCAGUCUUACUGUUCAGCACACACAUUGAAAAACCUUGUUUGACUUUAUAUUUGUUGGUUUAUUUUUUUUUUUCUUUUUUAGGUUUAUCAUCUUUUGUAUACUUGCAUUGGUUUAGGAAAUAAAACAUUGCUUUCAAACAA